ACUGAGGAAUGCAUGACAGAUCGUCAUAACCUGCUCAACCAAGGGAUAAAAGACGGAGGCUCACUGAUCUUUAGAUCCCAGCACCAAAGCACACGUUAAACUGGUAUUUUUUUUUAGUGGUGUUGUCAUCCAAUGAAAAAGACAGAAUGCAUGUGAUUGUGGUUGUCACUCUGCUCAUAUUCUGCACCUUUUCCGAUGUCCAUCCUCAGAUGUUCUCCUUAUCCCUGCCGGUGGGCUCUGGAGGAGGUGAGUCCUUCAGUCUGACAGGAGAAGGUCGUAUCACGGCUGUCCGAGUAUGGGAGAGAUACAACAACUACAUCGUGGGCUUGCAGAUCCGCUACGGUCCCAUCUGGUCGCCUGUGGUCGGUAGUCAAAGUGGCGUUGGCAAGGACUUGGAGUUGUUUGACGGUGAAGCCAUCAUACAGAUCUCUGGAAAGUAUACCUCCUCUCUGCAGUCGGUGGUGUUUGUCACUAAUCGCAGCCGGUCACUGCUAGCAGGUCAGCCGCGUGGGCACUCCUUCAACAUGUAUCCCACGAGCAAGGAGGCCGAGCUGCGCUUCAUCAGCGGCCAAGUCAGAUAUGGUUUCACUUCCUUUGGGGCGCACUGGGGUGUUGUUUGAUGAGCUUUGUUGCGGUUGCUGUGAUAUUGUAUGAAAACUAUGAGAAGUCCUUGCUUUGUUUUUCUUCCUUUGUCCUAUUUUAUGAUUCUGACACUGAUCAGCCCAUGUAUUUUUGCCACAUUGCUCACUUAACUUGAUCCAAAACUAUGUUAAACGUAAUGUUGUCCCGAUACCAAUAUUUAAUGUAUUUCAAUACUUUUCGGGACUUUUCGAUACUUUUCUAAAUAAAAGGGACCACAAACAAUGGCAUUAUUGGCUUUAUUUUAACAAAAAAUGGCACAUUAAACAUAUGUUUCUUAUUGCAAGUUUGUCCUUAAAUAAAAUAGUGAACAUACAAAACAAUGUGUCUUUUAGUAGUAAGUAAGCAAACAAAGGCUCCUGAUUUAGCUGCUGACGUAUGCAGUAACAUAUUGUGUCAUUUUCCAUUCUAUUAUUAUGUCAACAUUAUUAAGGACAAGUGGUAGAAAAUGAAUUACCGUAUUUUUCGGACUAAAGUCGC
This is a messenger RNA of Entelurus aequoreus (snake pipefish), 1119 nucleotides long. RefSeq names its product zymogen granule membrane protein 16-like. Lineage: Eukaryota; Metazoa; Chordata; Actinopteri; Syngnathiformes; Syngnathidae. The record is from RefSeq and is a predicted model, not a curated record. The coding region runs from base 147 to 620 and encodes 157 amino acids. The transcript is spliced from 5 exons.